AUGGAAACCCAUCCAUCAUCAGCCAAGACAGUAACCAUAGAAAAGCACAAGGAUGGCUCAAUAAAUUAUAGUGUGCUCAAGGGUGAACAGACACGAGAAUAUACAGUUUAUGCGUCGUAUCGACCUUUUAAUAUAUUCGAUCUGAUAUGUCUCAUAACUACAGCAUAUCUUAUUUGGGCAGUUUACUAUAAACAUGCAGGCUUAUUAUUCCUUGGUUGGUUUUUAAUGAAGCGAAGGCAAGUGAGACGAGAAAGCAUUAUGGCGAUAAGGGAUCUUGGUGUACAAAUAAAAACAGUAUAUUGGGAUGGAUCAGCAGUGACACGAUUUAUUGACAUAUUAAAAAUUGAGGAUAUUAUAAUACAUGAAGGGAUAAGCUUUUGGCAGAUCAAGUCAUAUAUUGCCAUCAUUGUCAAAGAUGAGGAUAAAAUGGUUAUCGUAUACGAGAAUCUAUUACCAAAACUAGACCCAAUCUUACUUGAAACAUAUCGAGGAAUACGCUCGAUUAUAUUCCCAUUUGAAAAGGAUUUAUUUGCAAAAUAAUCAUAAUUAGGUAUACAUACAUAUAUUCAUUAUAAAUAUAUGUAUGUUAAGAAUAUCCAACCGAUAAAUCGUUCAGUGCAACACAUACAGCUGCUUUAUGAUGUCCAUUAUACUGUCGAAUGAUCUCUCCAUUUUGCAAUUCCCAUAGCCUGGCAACGUGAUCCGAUGAAGCUAUGGAGUGUUAUAUAUAUAUACAUUCUCGUUUUAUGUACAUUAUCUAUAAUACCUGUGACAAGAUACGCUGAAUCAGCUGAAAAGGCACAAUCCCAUACCCAUCUUUGAUGACCUUGUAAAGUUAAAUAAAGUUCAAAAUUCUUUUCCGUAUUCCAAAUCUUGGCUGUAUUAUCGGCUGAACAUGUAGCUAAUAGUCUUUAUCUUUUAUUAGUGUUGUCUUUUAAAUAUUAGAUGACUUAC
Molecule: messenger RNA, 954 nt
Organism: Rhizopus microsporus ATCC 52813
Lineage: Eukaryota; Fungi; Mucoromycota; Mucoromycetes; Mucorales; Rhizopodaceae
Exons: 4
Coding region: 1-540 (179 amino acids)
Biological process (GO): GPI anchor biosynthetic process
Cellular component (GO): glycosylphosphatidylinositol-N-acetylglucosaminyltransferase (GPI-GnT) complex
Source: RefSeq, a predicted model, not a curated record